AUGAUGGGAACCAGUGCAAAAUACAAGCAAGGAUACAAAAAAAUCGAAAAGAGCUGCAUCGAAGCUCAAAAUGAAGAUAUACGCUUGGAUUUUGUUUGGGUAGAUACAUGCUGUAUUGACAAGACGAACAGCACAGAGCUAUCUGAGGCAAUCAACUCGAUGUAUCUUUGGUACCAGGAGGCUGAAGUAUGCUACGUUCACCUAGCCGAUGUACCUUCAAAGAAAGACUUCACGGAAGGCAGAUGGUUCACCAGGGGCUGGACACUGCAAGAGCUGAUUGCUCCAAGGAAAUCGGUCUUCUUCGAUGAAAAUUGGAACAAGAUUGAGUAUACCGCAGAGCUUCAAAAGAAAGUGUCUGAAGUUACAGGCAUACCCAUUAGUAUCCUUUCAAAAGAAAAAAAUCUUGAAGACUUGAGCGUCGCACAGAGAAUGUCUUGGGCUGCAAAUAGGCAAACAACAAGAAUCGAGGAUCAUGCCAACUGUCUGCUCGGUAUAUUUGGUGUUAAUAUGCCGCUGAUUUAUGGAGAAAAAGAAGACGCCUUCAUCAGACUGCAGGAGGAGAUCAUCCGAGUUUCAGACGACCUCAGUCUCUUCGCCUGGAGGUCUAAGAAUGAAACCGGACUUCUGCCUCGCUCCCCAACUGCGCUCCACGGCUCACGCCACAUUGUGCACCUCAACUCGUUCGAUUCGCUUUAUGACCCCCCGACAGUGAACAGUAGAGGGGUCCAUUUGAGCGUUCGCUUCGUUGGAAUAGGCUACCGAGGACUGGGACUCGCAAUCAUUGACUGCAAAGAAAUGAGCGGUACCGGCAACGAAACAUCGAUCGCUAUCUACGUGAGAGAUGUGUCCUUGAAGAUGCGACAGUUCAUCAGAGUUCAGACAGACGAAUUCAGACCAAUAGAUCUGCGAAAUUCAGACUCUCACAAUAUCCUGUUAGGCGAAUAUGUGUCCAAUACGAAAACAAGGCCCUGA
This is a messenger RNA of Penicillium cosmopolitanum, 972 nucleotides long. Its product is annotated as HET-domain-containing protein. Bases 1 to 972 code for a protein of 323 amino acids. The transcript has a single exon. The record is from RefSeq and is a predicted model, not a curated record. NCBI's taxonomy places the organism in Eukaryota, Fungi, Ascomycota, Eurotiomycetes, Eurotiales, Aspergillaceae.